Messenger RNA from Fusarium redolens, 2255 nucleotides. RefSeq lists its product as uncharacterized. Gene Ontology annotation, biological process: positive regulation of transcription by RNA polymerase II. The transcript has a single exon. The coding region runs from base 228 to 1979 and encodes 583 amino acids. Gene Ontology annotation, molecular function: transcription cis-regulatory region binding; DNA-binding transcription factor activity, RNA polymerase II-specific; zinc ion binding. NCBI's taxonomy places the organism in Eukaryota, Fungi, Ascomycota, Sordariomycetes, Hypocreales, Nectriaceae. Gene Ontology annotation, cellular component: nucleus. The record is from RefSeq and is a predicted model, not a curated record.
CACCCACAUGGCUAUGGCUGGGGCAUGAUCUGGGGCUUGCAAGAUCUCAUAAUGCGCAAGGCCCGUGACAGGGAAUGAAUGGGGUCGACGAUAUCAUGAAACUCUACAUCUCGUUACAACCACUGCAGCAAAAGCUCGGCACGUAGCCGACCCGCGUUGAGAUGUUGGGCCAACUUUAGUGCCCUCCUUUCCACUCCAUCAAAAGUCUUGACGGCAACACGACAACCAUGCAGAAUACGAGACACCAAGGCUACCGUGGUCGGGUCCGGAGUGGCUGUCUGACUUGUCGAGCUCGGAAAGUCAAAUGUGACGAGGCCAAGCCCGUCUGUAAUAACUGCACAAGGUUACAACGUCAAUGCACAUACAAACCCCGGAGAGUCUUUCGGCAGACUGCCAGCGCCGACAACUCGCCACCAGGCCUACCAUCAUCAUUCCACUUUGAGGGUAUAACUCAAGCAUCCGAGGCACAUGAAUACACUCAGAUCCACUCAAGUCCUUCACUCACUGAAGACUACGAGGUCCAAGGGUCAUCAAAAGUGCUCUCAACUGAGAGCACGAAUCAAACCCCCUUUUUAUACGAAGGCAGGACUAAUGUAGAUGUCACUGCUUGUUUGCAAAAAGCUCUUCAAUACCGAAGUUCAGUUCCUAUCGUGGAUGACAACUCCUGCGAGCGCGAUGAGUCGCCAUUGAACUUGAUAUCACGAGAUAUUGAAUUGACUACUACACUCGAUAUUCUUACCCUGCGUACCCAGUCUCCUUAUAUGACAGACCUGUUCCUCGACGCAGUGGAAUGCCCCGGUGUCACGCCAUUCGAUCCUCUUAACUGGAAACUGGCAAAACAACAUAUCGUACACCUGGGAAGGUCAUGUCUGGCUAUUAGUUCCGGCAUCACAGCCGUCUCGACUUUAUGUAGUGGACAGGUCUUGGCCCUUUCCACGUCUGAAUCACUCUCUCACUAUCACUCCGCGAGGAAGAAUGUUGAAGAGCUCUUGGAAGAUGACGAUAAGGACUUUGACCUUGCCUUGGUGGCCGUCUUCUUGUUGUGUGUGUUUGAGUUGAUCCAUUCUGGAGAUAUCGCACCAUACCUAAGAGAACCAAGCUUGAUCUUCACCCGGAGGCUGCAGGCUUGGCCACAGGCUCAAUCUUCUCACUCGGAGCUUUCCACCCGUAUUGUUACAUGGUUGAAGAUUCUUUAUUCAGCCUCCUUUCGAGGUGGAGCAAUGGGCUUGCUAUCUGAAAGGGUAGUCAGUCUUCUCCCCAAUUUCAGUGGCCCAAUACCGAACCUCAAACCUCCCGUCGAAGAUAAGUCAGAAAUAUCCAAUCAUCUAUACGAGGUCUUAAGCGGCCCGAUCUUCGACUUCUACUGCCAACUUCAAACGCUAUCCGGAGAGAUUGCCAAACUCUCACUCUACCAUCGUUCACGCACGAAACGUAAAGAUCAGCAAGAGGUAGUCGAGCGUAUGGCAAGUUUAAAGUCCCGGCUUCGAGGUCUAUGGGAAAGACGGUGCGCCACGCAGCGUCAAUCCCCGGAGCAUUUACGCUCCCAGAUGGUUCCCCGGAUCGCAAACAUGAUUUCGAGUCUCAUUAGUAUUUGUGAGGCUGCAUAUCAUGCUGAGUUCAUUGAUAUAGGCAGACAACUAGGCGAUCCUGUGUCUCAGUCGCCAGAUUCGACAGACGCCUUGCACAGGAUUAAGAAGAUUUUGGAAAGCAACUGUAGUGGCGACGACGAGGGUAAACCAAGCGGUACCAAUCCUGCUUAUCUGAGACCAUUAUUUCUAUGUGCUAUAGAGAGCACAGACAAGGAGCAGACCGAUUGGGCUGUGGAGAAGCUUGCUGAGAUACAGAAUCGUGUCUAUCGAGGAGAGUUUUUCUCGGCGUUUGCGAAGGCACUUUCAGAGGCACAAACACGUAAUGACAGAAGGGUUACCUCGAGAUAUUUCUGUAUCUGGUACUUUGGAAUUACGCCACCAUUUCUAUAGGUAUAGUUCGGGCUGAGGAAGAUUUUUCAACUGUCAAAAGCUGAGAACCUGGAGCCCGAAGAUCUAGACCUAGAAUCUUGAUGUCCCCGGCAGCUUUUGUGAGAGCAAUCUUGGCCAGAUGCCUUCUGCAAGGACUAAGCAGCAAAGGCAAUUGAUGGUAUAACAAAUGAAAUUAAUCAGUUUGGCAGGAGGCGCGCAAAUUGGACGCUGUCAUACUCCAAAUAGUUUGUUUUAGCUUCUAGUAUUUAAGUUUAUAACUCUUAAUCAAUCAAUCUG